AUGGCAAAUUCGAAUCCUCGCGGAAUCCCUGGUGCGCAGUUUUUUGAGUUUACACAGUUGUCUAUGGAAGAUGCACAGAAACAUCUGGAGAAAUUUCAAGAGGCGAUUGCAAAAUACAAAUUUAUGGAAACAAGCAUCGUUCGACGAGUUGCUGGUUUGGAUGAUAAAAUCCCAGACAUCGCCAAAACUUUGCAGACAGUGGAAUUUAUGAAAAAGAAGAAGGGUGAAUCUUUCAAUGUUUUAUAUGAACUUAAUGAUACGUUACAUACCAGAGCAGAAGUGGAAGCUAGUGAGAAGGUAUAUUUAUGGCUAGGAGCUAAUGUCAUGUUGGAAUAUUCGGUGGAAGAAGCUGAAGCUCUACUCACACAAAAGUUGAACGCUGCUCAAGAAACUAUGAAGGUUUGUAAGGAAGACUUGGAGUUUUUGCGGGCUCAAAUUACUACCAUGGAGGUUAAUACAGCUCGUGUGUACAACCAUACCGUAUCUUUAAAAAAGGCAAGCGCUCCCCAAAAAUAA
This is a messenger RNA of Schizosaccharomyces osmophilus, 516 nucleotides long. It is a transcript of the gene pfd3, whose product is annotated as prefoldin subunit Pfd3. Gene Ontology annotation, biological process: protein folding; tubulin complex assembly; microtubule-based process. The transcript has 3 exons. Bases 1 to 516 code for a protein of 171 amino acids. Lineage: Eukaryota; Fungi; Ascomycota; Schizosaccharomycetes; Schizosaccharomycetales; Schizosaccharomycetaceae. The record is from RefSeq and is a predicted model, not a curated record. Gene Ontology annotation, cellular component: prefoldin complex; cytoplasm. Gene Ontology annotation, molecular function: tubulin binding.